Molecule: messenger RNA, 2988 nt
Organism: Plasmodium yoelii
Lineage: Eukaryota; Apicomplexa; Aconoidasida; Haemosporida; Plasmodiidae
Product: U3 small nucleolar RNA-associated protein 25, putative
Exons: 1
Coding region: 1-2988 (995 amino acids)
Biological process (GO): maturation of SSU-rRNA from tricistronic rRNA transcript (SSU-rRNA, 5.8S rRNA, LSU-rRNA)
Cellular component (GO): nucleolus; small-subunit processome
Molecular function (GO): rRNA binding; U3 snoRNA binding
Source: RefSeq, a predicted model, not a curated record
AUGAAAAAAUAUAAAAAAAAUAAAAGGAAAAUAACAUCAAUUAAUGAACUAUACGAAUUAGAAUAUGUUAAAAAGGAAAAAAAAAAAAAACUUAAAGAAUUGAAAUAUAAAAUUAACAAACGAAAUGAAACAACACCACAAGAAGAUGAUAAUAUAAAAAAUUUUAAAAACAAUAAUGAUGAUGAAAAUGAAAAAAAAAAAAAAAAAAUUGAUAAAGCUUUGUUAGCAAAAUAUGAAAAAUUAAAGCAACUUGAAAAUACACCAGAAAACAAUCAAAAUAAUGAAACACAAAAUAUAAAUAAUAAAUCAUAUAAAACAUUCUUACAAAUUUUACAAAAAAAAAACAAAAAUACAUACAACCCACCACUUAAACCCAAACCUCCCCAUACUCUACUGGACCCAAAGCAAGCUCCACAGUUCAGAAGUGAAGUGGAAAAUGGGAAUGAAAAUGGGAAUGAAAAUGGGAAUGAAAAUGGGAAUGAAAAUGGGAAUGAAAAUGAUAAAAAUGGCAACGAUAAAAAUGGCAACGAUAAAAAUGGGAAUGACAAAAAUGAGGCAUCUUCGUUUCAAAGCAAAGACGAAAUAUAUAUGAACAUUUUAAUAAACAAUAUAAAAAGUCAAAAUGAAGAUUUCCUUAAUGUUAAAGAAAAUGAUACUGAUAAUAAAAUAGCUAGCGAAAAUGAUCAUAUUUUAGAACACAAAGAUAUUUAUGCAGAUUAUGCAAACAAAUCAUAUAAAUUAGUUGAAAAUAAAAUGGACUAUUAUUUUACAUUUUGCCAAAAUAUUGAUGAUUAUUUUAUUAAAAAAUUUUUACAAAUAAAAUCAAAAAAAGAAAAACACAACAAUGAUAAUGCAGAAUUAAAUAAAAAUCAAACAAUAGAAAAUAUGUAUGUUACUUCUAAUUUAUUUUUACAAACAAAUAUUUUUAAAAAAAAGACAAAUCAAGAAAACCAAAAAGAAUACUCCUCUCAAAUUGACCAAGUUGAAAUACAAAAUGAAGAUAUAGACGAAAAAACUAAUAAUCUAUUUUUUAAUAACAUAAAAAUAAAACCAUAUUUUUUUUCAAAUUAUAUAGAAAAAAAUAAUAUCACAUAUUUUUUAAUGACAAUUUUGAAAACACAUCCAAAAUCUAUAUUAGAUGAUAAUAAUUAUUAUAAUAUAUAUGAACCUAUCAUAAAUAAAUUAAAAAUAUAUAUUUCAGAAUUCAAAUAUCCUCUUGAAUUUUUUAAUAACCAAAUAUAUGAAUAUAUGCAAAAUUAUUACAAUGUAGAUAUUAAAAAGGUUAUAAAACAAGAAUCAAAUGAAGAAGACAAUAUUGAUGAUAUUAAAAAAAUGAAAAAAAAAUUGAAAAAAAAAAAAAUGAAAAAAAAAACAUUUCGAGAUGUAUCAGCUAUUUUAGAAAGAGAUGAACUUAAAGCAUACUUCCAUUAUAUAAAUUCAUAUGUCGAUGUUUUUUAUUCAAAUCAAAAUAUUUUGAAUUUCCAUUUUAUAAGAUUACUAAACAGUAUACAUUGCUUAAAUCAUUUAAAAAAAAAAAGAAAAAGAAAAUUAUAUAUAAAAAAAAAAAUUGAAAAAUUAGAAAAAACACAACAAGUAGAAAAAGAAAAUAUACAACUAAAAGAUGAUUUUUGUGAUGAAAGCUUUUCAAAACCCAAAGUUUUAAUUUUAUGUCCAUUUAGAUAUAUUUGUAAAGAAUACGUAGAUAUACUAAUUAAUAUGUUAUCAUUAAUUGAAGUGAAAAAUAAAAACCGAUUUAUUAAUGAAUAUGAUCUACCACCUGAAGAAAAAAAAAAUCUUAAAAAUAUGUAUAUAAAAAAAAAACAAUCAUUUGAUUAUAUUAAUUUAUAUAGAGGUAACAGUGAUGACUGUUUUAGGUUAGGAAUCAAAUUAUUUGAAAAUGAAAAAAAAAUACAAUUAUAUAGUCCUUUUUAUGAUAGUGAUAUAUUAAUAUGCUCUCCUUUAGGCUUAGAAAUUAUUAUAAAAGAAUAUAAAGAAACAGAAGAAAAAACAAAUAAUAUAUAUAAUGAUGAUGAAUAUAAUUCAGAUGAUUAUGAAUUAAACGAUACUGAAAAUUCAGCAAAAAAAACAAAUAAAAAAAAAAAAAUUAACACAAAUAAUAAUAAAAAAAAAAAAUUAUAUGAAUAUGAUUUUUUAUCAUCAAUUGAAAUAUUAGUUAUUGAUCAAAUUGAUAUUAUAUUAAUGCAAAAUAUAUUAACAUUAAAAAAUGUUUUAAAUUUUAUAAAUAAACCAUUAUUAAAAUGGCGUAAUGCUAAUAUAAAUCGAAUAGCUAAAUAUGCCAUAGAUGGAUAUAUAAAAAAUUAUAGACAAACAAUUAUUACUUCAAAUAUUAUAGACACAAAUUUUAUCUCAUUAAUUCAAAUGUCAAAUAAUUAUAGAAGUUAUUUAAAACUAUUUAUAAAAAACGAUGAUGAUACUAUUUUAUUAAGUGUAAGAAAUAUACUUAAAAUAAAUCAAUAUUUCAAAAAAAUUGAAUGUGAUGAUAUUUUAAAAAUUGAAGAAUGUAUAAUCAAUUUUUUCUCAACAAAUGUUAUCGAAAUUUUAACUAAUAUAAAGCAACUUAUUAUUUGUAUACCAACAUAUAUAGAAUACAUUAGAUUGUAUGAAAUAUUAAAAAAAAAUGAUAUAUCUUUUAAAGGUGUUAAUGAAUAUACCACUGAAAAAAAACGAAUAAAAAUCCAAAAAUUAUUUAAAUUUGAAAAAAUUAAUAUUUUACUAGUUACAGCUCGUUUAAUUUAUUAUGAACGAUGUACUUUUAAAAAUGCUAAUCAUGUCAUCUUUUUCUCUCCACCUAAAUUUCAAUUUAUGUAUUUUGAAUUAAUUAAAAAUAUAACUAUAAAUUCACCAAACGCAUCAUCUAUGUGUUACUACACUAAAUAUCACACAUAUGAACUUGAAAGAAUUGUUGGACAAAAACGAGCAAUCCACUUAAUACAUGAAAAACCAGGAAAAAUCACUUUAUUUAAAUGA